Molecule: messenger RNA, 1289 nt
Organism: Musa acuminata subsp. malaccensis (wild Malaysian banana)
Lineage: Eukaryota; Viridiplantae; Streptophyta; Magnoliopsida; Zingiberales; Musaceae
Source: RefSeq, a predicted model, not a curated record
UGAUGAGAAAACUGUGCCCAAACUUCGACCGCGAAGAUGCCCUUGACACCGUCCUCGAGGUCCCCAUACCCGAGGAGAUGUUCGCCAACAUGGGCACCGGCGCCGCCCGGUGGCAGAACAUGAGGACGUGGCUCAAGGCCCAGGCCUUCGACAGGGCCGCCACCGACGCCCCCACCGAGCUCUCCGGCCGCAGCGCCGAGCUCCAGCUCCUCCUAAACGUCGUCGGCUCCCCCCUCAUUCCCUGCCCCGUCCCCAUCGACCGCGCCUUCAGCCGCUCCAUUCGCGAUUCCUCCAUUCAAGCGUCGACGGCCAAGUACAUCAUUCAGCAGUACAUCGCGGCCACUGGAGGGCAAGCGGCGCUAACGUCGGUGAACAGCAUGUACGCCGUGGGGAAGGUGAAGAUGAGCGCGUCGGAGUUCCACGUGGGCGACCAGACCGUGGCCGCCAAGGGCAGCGGCGAGAUCGGCGGGUAUGUCCUGUGGCAGAAGAACCCCGACGUCUGGUACUUCGAGCUCAUCAUGGCCGGCUGCAAGAUGAGCGCCGGCAGCGACGGUAAGGUGGCCUGGAGGCAGUCGGCCUCGGAACAGUCCCACGCGUCGCGAGGCCCUCCACGCCCUCUCCGCCGAUCUCUGCAGGGCCUGGAUCCGAGGUCUACGGCCAACCUCUUUUCCGACGCAGUCUGCAUCGGUGAGAAGAUCAUCAAUGGCGAGGAGUGCUUCAUCCUUAAGCUGGAGGCGAACCCGGCGACCCUCAGAGCUCGCAGCGCCGCCACCUUCGACAUCAUCCACCACAAGAUCUGGGGUUACUUCAGCCAGCGCACUGGCCUUCUCAUCCAGCUCGAGGACACCCAUCUCCUCCGCAUGAAGGCGGGCCGGCGCGGGGAGAGCAUCUUCUGGGAGACCAGCAUGGAGUCCGUUAUCGAGGACUAUCGCUACAUCAACAGCAUCAACAUCGCGCACGCCGGCCGGACCAUGGUGACGCUGUUCAGAUACGGCGAGGGGUCAGUGAACCACAAGAGGAAGAUGGAGGAGUCCUGGACCAUCGAGGAAGUGGACUUCAACCUAUGGGGGCUCUCCACGGAGUGCUUCUUACCACCUGCCAACCUGAAGAAGGAGCAAGAUGGCGACGACAGCCAUGGAGGAUGAGACCAGCCAUGUCUCCCCAUCUUUUUUUGUUAGAGAUUCCGCGCUUUUACUUCUCUUUGCACUCGAAGGUGGUGGUGGUGGUGGUGGAUAGAAGGUAGAGAUUUUGGACGCUUGUCAAGAGAGAGAAAGAGAGAGAAUGGGAAG